Medicago truncatula (barrel medic) is the source of this 2115-nucleotide messenger RNA. Its product is annotated as ATP-dependent zinc metalloprotease FTSH 3, mitochondrial. Gene Ontology annotation, cellular component: chloroplast thylakoid membrane; m-AAA complex. Gene Ontology annotation, biological process: mitochondrial protein processing. Gene Ontology annotation, molecular function: zinc ion binding; metalloendopeptidase activity; ATP hydrolysis activity. The transcript has a single exon. NCBI's taxonomy places the organism in Eukaryota, Viridiplantae, Streptophyta, Magnoliopsida, Fabales, Fabaceae. Bases 1 to 2046 code for a protein of 681 amino acids. The record is from RefSeq and is a predicted model, not a curated record.
AUGGGAAAUCAUAAGAAGAAAAAAACGACUCAAAAGAAGAAGGGUCAAAGUCUAGCACAGAGGAUGAAGAUGGUGUUUGUAGGAAGUUUUCAAGAAGCAUUCAAGAAAAAAAAGAAUGGAAAGAAGGGUCAAGAACGAAAGCGGAAUCAAUUUGAAUUCGGCAUUCGAUUGUUGUCACUGAUAGUUUCAUACCUUUAUUUUCAUCUUUUCAAGAGGAAGAAGGAGGUUAGCUUUGAGGAGUUUAGGAAUAAGCUUUUGGAACCAGGAUUAGUUGACCAUAUUGUUGUCUCCAACAAACAAUUUGCCAAAAUAUAUGUCAGGAGGAACAACGGUGCUUCAAAAGCAAGAUAUGAAUAUUUUUUCAAUAUUGGAAGUGUUGAUUCUUUUGAGAGGAAGUUAGAGAAAGCACAAGAAGGACUAGGCAUUCAACAUCAUGAUUUUGUACGUGUUACGUAUUCUUCCGAAACUGACUGGUUGUUCUCAUUGUUUAUCUUAUUAUCUGGAAUCCUGAUGAUUUUUGGAGCUGUCAGUAAUAAUGGAAUUGGAAAACAACAUGUUACUAAAGUCGACAAAGAUGCCGAAAACAAGGUCUAUUUUAAAGAUGUUGCUGGCUGUGAUGAGGCAAAGCAAGAAGUUAUGGAGUUUGUGCACUUCCUUAAGAAUCCGAAGAAAUACGAAGAACUUGGUGCGAAAAUUCCAAAAGGUGCUCUUCUUGUGGGUCCUCCAGGUACAGGAAAAACCCUUUUAGCAAAAGCAACUGCUGGGGAGUCCGAUGUGCCGUUUCUUUCUAUAUCUGGUUCUGAUUUCUUGGAAGUAUAUGUCGGUGUUGGAGCAUCUAGGGUUAGACAGUUGUUUAAGGAAGCAAGGAAGCGUGCUCCUAGUAUAGUAUUUAUCGAUGAAAUUGAUGCAAUUGGUCGGGCAAGGAGUAGUAGAGGCGGAGGUGCUGCAAAUGAUGAGCGUGAAAGUACUUUAAAUCAAUUGUUGGUGGAGAUGGAUGGUUUUGGACCUACUGCUGGAGUUGUCGUGCUCGCAGGUACAAAUAGACCUGAUGUAUUAGACAAAGCCUUACUUAGACCGGGGCGUUUUGACCGCCAAAUAACAAUUGAUAAACCCGACAUUAAGGGUCGUGACCAGAUAUUUCAGAUUUACUUGAAAAGGAUCAAACUUGACCAGGAGCCUUCAUAUUAUUCACAUAAGCUUGCAUCCCUUACUCCAGGAUUUGCUGGAGCGGACAUUGCUAACGUUUGCAAUGAAGCUGCUCUGAUAGCUGCAAGAACUGAAGAAGCACAUGUCACAGAGGAUCAUUUUGAGGCAGCUAUUGAUAGGAUCAUUGGUGGUUUGGAGAAGAAGAACAAGGUAAUAAGCAAGAAGGAUAGACGUACCGUUGCUUACCAUGAAGCGGGCCAUGUUGUUGCGGGUUGGUUCUUGGAACAUACUGAGCCAUUGUUGAAAGUAACUAUUGUUCCUCGUGGAACAGCGGCUCUUGGGUUUGCCCAGUUUGUUCCAAAUGACGACCAUCUCAUGACAAAGGAGCAGCUUUUCGAUAGGACUUGUAUGACCCUUGGUGGUCGGGCUGCCGAGCAGGUUCUAAUUGGGAGAAUCUCUACAGGAGCACAAAAUGACUUGGAGAAAGUCACCAAGAUGACAUAUGCUCAAGUAACCGUAUAUGGUUUCAGCGAAAAAGUUGGCCUUCUCUCUUUCCCUUCAAUUGAGGACUCUUUUGAGACGUCCAAACCAUACAGCAGCGAAACUAGUGCGAUCAUUGAUAACGAAGUGCGAGAUUGGGUGAAGAAAGCAUACAAACAUACCAUAGAGCUUAUAGAGGAAUACAAGGGGAAAGUAGCUGAAGUUGCAGAGUUGCUGCUCGAAAAAGAAGUACUUCACCAAGAUGAAUUGCUUAAAGUCUUGGGUGUGCGACUACCCUUCAAGAGUGCUGAACAUGAUAAUUAUGAUCAGAUUAAGCUAGGGAUUCAAGAUGAGGCGAAAGAUGUAGAAAUAAUUGUCGAUGGAGCCGAGGCGGGUGAUGUUUUUCGCUCUAGAACCUGAGAUCGUUCUUGUUCCCACAUAGUUGAUUAAAGGGAUUGGGGGUAUGAUCUUAGUUGAUGUAUUUUUAGU